AUGGAUAAAAUCAACCACACAAAGGACCUUUUGCCUACUCCAGGAAACUCACCUGGGCCUUCACGGUCACGUGCGCAGCGCCAAACCCCCGGCCCGAUCUCAACGCGAUUCAACUACGAUGUUGAAGGAUUUCUGGGUGGACCUAAUAUAACUGUCAAAGAAGACAAUGGUUAUCUACGGCCCAUCAAUGAGAACGACUUUAGGAGAAGCCCGAGCAGUGAUGCAUCUACUGUGCACAAAGUUGAAGACCUUGGUUUCAGUGCAGCCGCCGCGACGUUCGACUUCGAAUCGAUAAAGAAAGAUGGCCUCUGCGCCCUUCAACGGCUUCGUGAAGAGCGUGAGGCCCAUUUUAACACUUCAAAUUCACCGAAGACCGCACGGUUUGAGUCAACACUUAGAAAAAGGUUUGAGGAGAGCUUGGAGGUCAGCAAACCAGCCGCGGGCGAAUACCUGCCGCUCGAUAUGUUUAGAAACAUAUUCAACCCUGCAUCCAUAAUGCUACUUUUAGAUGAGAGGUUCCCGUCUCCUUCGAAACAUGAGUUGAUGAAAAGGUUCCAAAAUAUCAUCAGUCAAGACGCAAAGAAGACUCGAACGCGAAUUCUGGGCGUCCUUGUAGCUAUGGAGGGUCUUGAUCAUCUCGAGGAGUUCGUCACGGAAGAUAUCUGGGAUAAAGACCUGCCGUUCAAGCAAUCAAGGGAGUCUACUCCGAAUUCCAAGUCCAGUAUACUGGACGGAUGGAACCGAAACGAUCGCGUGCUAUUCUAUGAGUACCAGAGGGUCUUCUUUGUUCCUUUUUUCGAUAUUCACGAGAAAGGACUUUGCUCUUAUGAGCUUGAUCGCGAGACAAGACUACCCUGGGUCUCUAUAGAGCCAAAGUCAACUGGCGGCACAGGAUUAGUUUAUCAAGUUGAGAUCCACCCUAGUCAUCACAACUUCUCUAAAUCAGGGUCUACCGACAACCCAAAAUUUGCGCUGAAGGAGAUUGAUGCAUCCGAGCAGCGUGCAUAUAGGAAAGAGCUCCACGCGCUUGAAAAGACAUGUGCACAUGCACAAACGGAAAACCAUUUGAUUAAACUUCUGCUUACUUUCCAACAUGGUAAUACGUUUUAUCUGCUCUUUGAGUGGGCAAAUGGGAAUCUUCAACAAUUUUGGGACACAAAUCCAUACAUUCAACGUACUCCUUCAAAUGAGUUAUGGGCAGCUCAGCAAUGCCUUGGCCUGGCCAGAGCAGUCAGUCGGAUCCACGGGCUCAGUUCAUGGCAUGAGGUGAGGAGAAAAAAGAAUGGGCUAAAUUCCAUCGGAUCUCAGUAUGAAGACAAAUCUGAAUGGGGAAGGCAUGGAGACAUCAAGCCUGAGAACAUACUGUGGUUCGAACAACACGGGACUUGCCGGAGACACCUAGUGAUUUCCGACCUAGGGCUUGCGCGAUACCACACCGAAUUCUCAAAAUCACUGGUUCCUCGAGCAAUGAUUGAUGGUAUAACGUGGGGCUACCGGGCCCCUGAGGUAGAUUUCAGGGAACCGAUAUCCUCAAAGUACGAUAUUUUCUCACUGGGUUGCGUAUUUCUCGAGUUCUGCAUUUGGUAUUUGCGAGGGGCGCAGGACGUGGGGAUCUUUGGUCUCGAACGAGAGGAUCAAGAUGAGCCUGAAUUUGAUGAUGUGAGAAAAGAUCAAUUCUUUUGUAUGAAAGGCGACGGCAACACCAUCAAGGAUGCAUGUUUGAAGGAAUGCGUACAAAAGCGAUUGUCACAACUGAAAGAAGGGACAAAUUUUACAAGGGGACUAGCUAGUGUGAUUGAGGACAGAAUGCUGCGCUGCAAUCCAUCCGAACGAUCGAAAAUUGAUCUCAUCCGCGUCGAUCUCCAGCACCUUGUUGAUACACUGAAAAAUUCACCUAUUGACGAGCAAAAUUCGCAGGACUUUGCUCAAUUGUCUGCCAAUCCAGGUCUAUCGACGCUGUUGGAUACUAAAAACACAUUACGAAAAUUUCCUUCUCAUUUGACACUUGACAGCCACGAAGAGACUUCGUCCAUGGAAGGACACGAUACCAGUGGGGCCAGAUCGUCCAGAUCUGAGCAAGCACUGCUCGAGAACAAUGGGCAUGAUGACAGCCACAGCGACUACGAUGAUAUGCCUAUCGAGCCUAUGACCGACGCUGCGGAGCCAGCUGCAAGAAGCAAGUUGUUACAGGCGGAGGUUCAGGAAGUAUCGGGAGUCCAAACAUCACACUCAAUGGCCGAGCCGCAGACCACAAAGGAAUCUGCAGAACAUCCGACUACACAAAAUCAUUCGAUUGGUUUCGGAGAUGGAAAAGUUGAAGCAAACCGGCGAUCAACAACGACAAGGUUCAGGCAUGCCAGGACCAGGUCAAAGCAAUGGGUCCGAGACACUUGGAGCGAUGUCAAGGGUGUUUGGAAGUGAAAGUGGUGUGAUUACUAUCGUUCUGAACUGAUCUGGACCGUUUAAUAAUAUCCUUUCAGGCGUGAGUAUGUGGUUUCUCGAAUUGCAGCCUGAAUUGUAAUGAAUGUCUUCGGGUUUCGAACACAUGAUUUUGUAGAGACAGCUCUCAAUGCACACGGAGUAAUUAAGUGAAG
This is a messenger RNA of Bipolaris maydis ATCC 48331, 2594 nucleotides long. RefSeq lists its product as uncharacterized. Gene Ontology annotation, biological process: peptidyl-serine phosphorylation; peptidyl-threonine phosphorylation. The record is from RefSeq and is a predicted model, not a curated record. NCBI's taxonomy places the organism in Eukaryota, Fungi, Ascomycota, Dothideomycetes, Pleosporales, Pleosporaceae. Gene Ontology annotation, molecular function: ATP binding; protein serine/threonine kinase activity.